AUGCCUAAGAGGUGGGCCGCUCGUCGUCAUCAUCCUCUCAAGAACAUUCUCUCCAACACCUCUCAAACAGCCACCUUCAACGUCCACCACCACCAACACACUGUCUCCUCGCUGCUUGACCCCGGCCCGAGCAUGAGCACCACAACAGUUGUUGGUACGGGCCUGCAUUUGUUUGCGCUGUCGCCCAAUUGGAAGACGAAGAUGGCCACGUCCACCACCACCCAGGACUCGCCGUUGGAUAAAUUCCCGCUCUUCGACGACACCGUUGCGCCCGUCACGGCCGACCAGAACGGCCUCAACAAUGACCCUCUCUUUGCUCAUCAGUCGUUACACUACUCACAACCUACCAGAUGGAUGCCGCGGAAACAAGCUUCUCUCUCCCCAGUGGGUCCUAAACAGCGCCCGCGAAAAAGUAUCAGUGAAGCCAUCGACGGCUUUAGAGAUCGUGGAACAAGCGUCAGUGUCAAUGCCCAGGAGCUCGCGGAGGCCUUGAAAGCUCCUGUGUCGUAUAAACUUAUUGGUCUCUGCGUCAUCUGGUAUAUGACCUCCGCUCUCACCAACACUUCCUCCAAGUCCAUCCUGAAUACUCUUCCAAAACCAAUUACUCUUACAAUCAUCCAAUUCGCCUUUGUAUCGAUAUGGUGCUCCAUCCUUGCGUCUCUCGCGUCCCUAUUCCCCUCCCUCCGACGAGCUAUUCCCGCUCUAAAAAAUGGUUUGCGAAAGCCAUCCGUUGAUGUCAUAAAGACCACACUACCUCUGGCCAUGUUUCAGGUUCUAGGACACAUCCUCAGCUCAAUGGCCACGUCUCAAAUACCCGUCUCCAUGGUGCAUACCAUCAAGGGCCUGUCGCCCUUGUUCACAGUACUGGCCUACCGCUUUGUCUUCAGAAUCAAGUAUGCGAGAGCUACAUAUCUAUCCCUCGUCCCACUCACCACCGGCGUCAUGCUAGCCUGCUCUUCUGGCUUUUCUACCAAUUUUUUUGGCAUCCUCUGCGCCUUCUGCGCCGCCCUCAUCUUCGUCUCGCAGAAUAUCUUCUCCAAGAAGCUUUUCAACGAAUCUAACCGUGCCGAAACGGAGGGCCGCCUCGGCGCUGCCCGCAAACUCGACAAGCUCAAUCUCCUACACUAUUGCUCUGGCCUUGCUUUCAUCCUCACCCUACCCAUUUGGUUCAUCUCUGAAGGUUACAACCUUACCAAAGACUUACUACACGACUUCUCUAUAGACCUUUCCACCAAGUCCGGCACCCUCGACCACGGACCCCUGAUGCUAGAAUUUGUCUUCAAUGGUGUCUCCCAUUUUGCCCAGAACAUCCUCGCCUUCAUAAUCCUCUCCAUGAUCUCACCCGUUUCCUAUUCUGUCGCCUCCCUCAUCAAGCGUGUCUUCGUCAUCGUCGUUGCCAUUGUCUGGUUCGGGAGUUCCACGACCUCCGUCCAGGCAUUCGGUAUCGCCCUGACCUUCCUGGGUCUGUACCUCUAUGAUAGAACCAGCCACGAAGACGCGGCGGACCGUCGCGCAAACGCAGACCGCUUCCACCGCUCCACUAAGAAGCCUUUACUACCGCUCAAUACGAGCAGCAACGGCGGUCCUGUCGGCGUCCCCAGUACCAGCAACGGCAGACCGUGGGACGCGAACGGGUAUCUGUUCCCGUCGGUAUCAAAGUCGCAAGCUGAGCGUCACCACAGUUCGAAGAAGGAGAAGGAUCAAGUGUCGCCCAGCCGAAAUGGACAUGCGAGGAAGACAAGUGCUGUAUGGUUGCCUCCGGGGACAAAGCAAGAGUCGACGUGGCAGGAAGGUGAUUCGCAGGCGACGCCACCAAAAAACUAAAUAGAAUUGAUGCUUUGUUAAGGAGUCCCAGUUUUCAUUUCUUUCGUGAGGGCUUGCUUUCAUUUCUUCCUCGAAACAGUGGAGUUUGUUUUUCUAACGCUGUACAACUUUUUUUCCCCUAUUUGGCAUUCAUUUUUUUGUAAAAAAACUGAUACAAUAUAAACAUGAGAGUACCUGCCUCCUCA
This is a messenger RNA of Histoplasma capsulatum G186AR, 2009 nucleotides long. RefSeq names its product DUF250 domain-containing protein. The record is from RefSeq and is a predicted model, not a curated record. Lineage: Eukaryota; Fungi; Ascomycota; Eurotiomycetes; Onygenales; Ajellomycetaceae. The coding region runs from base 1 to 1824 and encodes 607 amino acids. Gene Ontology annotation, biological process: phosphoenolpyruvate transmembrane import into Golgi lumen. Gene Ontology annotation, molecular function: antiporter activity; phosphoenolpyruvate transmembrane transporter activity. Gene Ontology annotation, cellular component: Golgi apparatus; endoplasmic reticulum. The transcript has 3 exons.